Fomitiporia mediterranea MF3/22 is the source of this 1068-nucleotide messenger RNA. RefSeq lists its product as uncharacterized. Gene Ontology annotation, molecular function: polygalacturonase activity. The transcript has 13 exons. The record is from RefSeq and is a predicted model, not a curated record. NCBI's taxonomy places the organism in Eukaryota, Fungi, Basidiomycota, Agaricomycetes, Hymenochaetales, Hymenochaetaceae. Bases 1 to 1068 code for a protein of 355 amino acids. Gene Ontology annotation, biological process: carbohydrate metabolic process.
AUGGUAUACGCAUACGCGCGUAAAUAUACGCGUGUAUUUUCAGCUAAAAUUUUCUCUUACGAUACGGUGCGUAAGCGUAUACGCUGCAGGCGACUAAUACAGAGUCAAGCAUCCUGGUUCGUCGUCUCCGGAAGCAACUUCAUCAUCGACGCGCACAAUGUAGGCGGGAUAAAUGGGAACGGUCAAGUGCGGUGGAACUACUUCACCUCCCACACCCGUCAAGACGGCGACGGCCGUCCUCUCUCCCUCACCCUCCUCCAAUCCACCCACGCACAAAUACGCAACUUCUAUAUUCAAUCUCCACCGUUCUGGUGUAAUACUGUGGCGAUGUCGAAGGAUGUGGUGUAUGAUGGGAUGGUGUAUAAUGCUACGAAUGGGAAUGAGGAGUUUUUUGGGCAGAAUAUCGUACCGAAUACGGAUGGAAUGAACACGUACAGAUCAGACAAUGUCAAGCUUCUCAACUGGGACGUGACAUGUGGAGACGAUUGUCUCGCAGUAAAAGGUAAUACGACGAACCUUCACGCGAAGAACUAUACAUGUCGUGGCGGCAACGGUGUUGCGUUUGGGUCGUUGGGGCAAUACGUUGGAUUGAACGAUAUUGUAGAGAAUGUGACACUUGAGGAUUUCACGCUGCUCAGGAUUAACGCGAGUAUCCAACCAAACAUGAACAAUGGAGUGUAUUUCAAGUCGUGGACAGGAACUGUGAACGGAGAACCUCCGAGUGGUGGAGGUGGCGGGGGUGGCCAUGUAAGCAAUGUAACGAUGAAGAACUUUUCCUUGGACCAAGUAGACUUGCCAACGCACUUGUAUCAGACUAAUGGAGGGCAUUCGGGCGAUACACCCUCGUUCCUCCAAUUCGGCGACCUGCACUAUGCAGACUGGGCAGGGACGUCAACGUCAAAUAGACGGGUCGACAUAGAGUGCAGCGCAAACGCACCUUGUCCGGACAUCACGUUCCAAGACUUCUCCAUCUCUACGCCGAACGACCAGUCUCCGCAGUUCAUUUGUGACAAUGUGGAGAGUAUAUCUGGGCUUCCAGGUGUGUUUCUUUGGUUUCUUUUAGUCUGA